AUGUUUCUCUUUAUUCUAUUUGAAUCACUCCCCAGCAUUUAUGAAAUACCAGGCUGUGAUUCUAGUAAUACAUAUGCAAUUACGCCAGGAGAUCUAUUAACAAAAACAGUUUCUAAGGAUUCUCCAAUAUGUUUUUCAGGAUCAGCGUUAAUAAAGUCUGAUAAACCUUUUCUAGUUACAUAUAGAAUUUUCGUAGAACGCAAUUCUAAAUUCCUUCUAGCAACUAAUGGUACUGGAACACAUUUAUAUUUGUUGACAAAUUUAGAGCCAGAAGAGGAAUUAACUCUUGAUUCAUGCACAGAAAUAAUAAGCUUCGAUGGAAAACCAUUUAUUAACAAUAUAGAAUUAGGUAUGAAACAAUAUAAAUGUUUGCAAGGAAGUUAUGCUUUUGCUUCGAAAUUUUCUUUUAAAUUGACAGCAUUUAAUAGUGUAACAAACACCAAAAUAGGCGUUUAUACGAAACCAUUUAGUGUUAAUGGACCACAAUAUAAAAGUAUUAUUCAAUGCAUUGCACCAUUGGCAACAUGUGAUGUUCAAGCUGUUCCAAUCGGAGAUGCCGAGAAAAGUGAUACUUCUACUACUUAUUCGAUUUUCACAACAAAGAAUUCUUUUGUUUUUAAUCAAAACGUCACUGAUAAAAAUGACAAAUAG
Molecule: messenger RNA, 651 nt
Organism: Trichomonas vaginalis G3
Lineage: Eukaryota; Parabasalia; Trichomonadida; Trichomonadidae
Exons: 1
Coding region: 1-651 (216 amino acids)
Source: RefSeq, a predicted model, not a curated record